ACUAUUUCAAAUGUCAAAACAACAAAUUCGAAGGCUGAAUCCCAUAUUCAUCAAAAUAUUAUUUUACUGUUUAGUUAUUUAUAGCUAGUUUUAGCCUUAGAUAAAGGUUAUUUCUGUCAAAUCAAAUCUGAUAAAGGGAUCCCAUUUCGUAUCGACAAGUUUUUGAAAACAACAUAAUGUCUGAAACAACAGCAACGCCAGUUGAAGGAUGGUCAAAGGAGGAGAAAUUUAAUUUAUUGCGCGCUAUUAGAGAAUUUGGUUCUCAUGACAUUGAAAAGAUACAAGGUUUUAUGUUUAGCAAAAGUUGUGAUGAAAUUUCUGGAGCUAUAGAAUAUUACAGAUCCAAAGCUUUUCAAAAUCCUAACGUCAAGAGAAAGAGGGAGAAGCGGAAGUUAAAUACUUCUACUACACCCUUAGGCCGUUGGGCUUCGGCUCUAAUGGAUAACAAGGGUUAUGAUGAAUUAAGAACAGACAUAUCAACUGCUCUUAGGUUGGUGGCUGAGUUUGAAGAAAGGUCUCCAAAAACUUGCACAGAGCAAUAUAAUUUUGGAGCAGUAUACCAAGCAUUGGCAAAUGCUUUAGAUGGAAGAGUAUUGCCUGAUGACCAAAAAGUUAAUGCUUUGAUAGAGAAAUGUUUAAUUGAUACAGCCGUUUUUAGCAAAGCAUUUAAAAGGAACAGUUUGGUUAAAGAUGUGAUUAAUGACAUAAAUUUGUCUACUGAUUGGAUGGAUGAUAUAGUACUUCUAAAGGCAAGUGAUGACAGUGACCUUGCAAACAUAAGACAUAUAAUUGGUCACAAAGCAUAUAAUCCUUUGAAUAUAUCUAUAAAUCAUCUUCAGUGUGGGAAAUAAACACAAUUUCAUACAUUAUUUUAACCCAGUAAUUUUUUUUUUUAAAACAAAUUUUUGUUUUAAUUAUAAUAGGCCGUCUUACACAAAUAUACAAUUAAAUAUAAAUCAAGUAUUAUUAUUAAUAAACAAUCAAAACAUUUAUGAUGUGUUUAACCAUUCAAUAAACCUAUUAAAUAAUCUUAUUGCUACAUUCAUGACUCUUUCCCAGAAGCCAGGUUCUUGUGCUUUAACAGAUGGAGGGAAUUCUUCACUCAAAUCUUCUAUUUCCCUUCUAUGCCUGAUCCAAUUUUUAUCUUCAUAAGCAUCACCUACAAUUUUUUAUAAAAUAAAAAUAUUGAAUUUUAA
Pieris brassicae (large cabbage white) is the source of this 1196-nucleotide messenger RNA. RefSeq lists its product as uncharacterized. Bases 177 to 851 code for a protein of 224 amino acids. The transcript is spliced from 2 exons. The record is from RefSeq and is a predicted model, not a curated record. NCBI's taxonomy places the organism in Eukaryota, Metazoa, Arthropoda, Insecta, Lepidoptera, Pieridae.